Molecule: messenger RNA, 590 nt
Organism: Gastrolobium bilobum
Lineage: Eukaryota; Viridiplantae; Streptophyta; Magnoliopsida; Fabales; Fabaceae
Exons: 1
Source: RefSeq, a predicted model, not a curated record
AAGCUGAAGCUGAGACUGAAGAUGGAGAAGAUGAUCGCAGUGGGUUUGGUAUGGGGCGCCACAAACGCUAUCAUGCGCCGGGGUGCGCUUCUCUGGGAUGAAGCUUUGAAAUCCUCUCCAAAGCCACAUCCCAAUUCAAGUCUUCACCAAAAAAUCCUCUUCUCCAUCCGCAACUGGCUCAAGCUUCUCUCCAUUUGGCAAUAUUCCAUCCCUUUUCUCAUCAACCUCUCCGCUUCCGCCACUUUCUUCACUAUUCUCUCCGAUGCUCCACUCUCCGUCGCCGUCCCCGUCACCAAUGCCACGACCUUUGCUGCCACCGCCGUCUUUGGCACCCUCCUCGGCGAACAUACCCACCUCCCUCGCGCUUUCUUGGGUACCGCUCUUAUAGUCGUCGGUGUUUGCUUUUGUAUUAACUCCUAGUUUUUCUACGAUCUUUAUAUAAUUAUUUUUUUCUUUUGACUUGAUUGUGUACUUUUGUUACGAGAUUCGAAUUCGGUUAUAUGCCUAGGGUUCAUGUUUGCAAAUUACUAACAGUUGACUCUGUUACUUGGGCACCAUCACUCUGCCUUGGAAUAUAUAUUGGAACUAGC